Molecule: messenger RNA, 2385 nt
Organism: Rotaria sordida
Lineage: Eukaryota; Metazoa; Rotifera; Eurotatoria; Philodinida; Philodinidae
Source: the annotation of a GenBank genome assembly
AUGUCAGCAAAUCAUGAAGAUUUAUCAACAAUAGUUGAAAAUGGACCUCAAUCAAGUCUUGAUAUAAUUGAAGAAAUAGAAUGUAAUGAUGAUGGAUCUUUAGAAGAAGUUUCAAAAAUAACAACUGAUACAAAUCGAUUUCGUAUAUUAUGUGAUAAUGUUCAAAAUUGUUUUUUUCAUAUGGAUAAUUCAAUGUUUGAAUUACUUGGAUUAAAAGAUAAACUUCUUCGUCAAUCUAUACCAUUAAAUGUAUCAUUACAUAUAACACUUGUUUUAUCACGAUUCUAUCGAGCUUAUUCUCAAACACAAAUACCUAUUUAUGAACUUAUUCGUCUUGUUCAAUUAUAUAGUGAAUCAUUUGAUAUGAAAUGUAUUCCAUUUAAACGAUUAUAUGAUAGUAAUGAAAUAAAUAAACGUCUACUUAAAAUAGCUUUUCAAAGAUUAACAUCAAUGGAAAAUAAUACAAAAAAAUAUGAAGAACAAAAAUCUAUUAAUAAUUGGGAAAAAAUGUAUAUUCAUCUUGUAUUACCACGAUCAAAUAUACGAAAAUGGAAAUUUCGUAUAAAAAUAUUUCGAGAAAAAGCCAAUCUUGGUUAUGAACAUGUCAUUGAAUGGCUUCAUCAAAAAAUACCACGAUCAUCAUCUGAAAUUUCAUCUAAUAGCCAAAUCAGCGAUGAUCAAAAUACAACAGAUGAAAUUUCUCAUAUACAAAAACUACCAACUGAUUACGGUUCCGAUGAUUAUGAAAUCGGUAGUAAUAAUAAUAAUAAUAAUAAUAAUGAAGACAAUCCUCUCAAUAAUACUAGCAACCAAGAGCUACAUCAAACUGAACAAAAACCUACAGUGACUACAAAUGAUAUUGAGAUUCAAGCACAACCUGAUUUAGAUGAUCAACAAACAUCAACUGAAGAUAUUCUAUCAACUAAAUCGCUUAUUAUGCGUAUCUAUCGACCUAUAGGAAUUUUAAAGACGAAAUUUCAAUGUAUUAUUUAUGCUCAUGGACAAAUAUAUAAAAGCAAUGUCUUUAAGUUUAAUAAAUCGAAUGUAUCAAUAAAUGAAAAUAAAAAAACUGUUAGUCGAACAAUAAAAUCAAUUAAUUCGAGAACUAUAAAACGUAGUGAAGUUUUAACAAUUCUAAAUGAUAAUGAUAUUAAUACAAUCGAUAGAGAACAAAAUGAUGAAAUUCUUAUUCCAAUGCCAAAUGUUUUUAAACGUCGUUCAUUAUUUCAAACUGCUAUUGAUCCAGAUGCUAUAAAAAUAGAUAUUUUCGGUGAUGAAAAAUUUUGCGGAUCAUUAAUUCUUUCAUCUGAAGAUUUACACAUGCUUAAUUUACCAAAUUUAUAUAAUUCAAUUUCAUCAUCUUUAAUAGCUAUUGAUGAUAAUGUAUCUAAAACUUCACUAGAAAAACAUCAAUUUAAUUUUGAUGAUAUAUCAAAUAAACUUUAUCAAUCAUGGAUUUCUCGUACACCGCAUUUAUUUUCAAUUUAUAAUAAUAAACAUGAAUCAAUUGGCAAAUUACCAUUAAUUAUGUUUUGGUAUAAUCAAAUUGAACAAACUCAUGCAACAAAAUGUACAAUGACAAUUCCAAUGGAAAUUGAGAAACCAAUAUCGAAAAUAAUUCCAAUUCAAGAAAAUGAAAUCAAUGAAGAAUUGAUUUCAUCAAUAAUUGAUGAAAAUAAUAAAUCAAUUGAUUUCGAACUAAUAAAUGAUCAUAUUGAAACUUUAAAACAAAGUUAUGAAAAUGAAAUAGCUAAACUUCAUGAAGACUAUCAAGCGGAAAUUUAUCGAUUAAUAAAUAUUCUUAAUGAAAUAUCAUCUAAACAAUCAAAUCAAAUGAUUGAAAUAUCACAAUCUAAUGAAAAUCAAGCUGAAAUGAUUCAACAAGAUCCAUUAAAUAUAAAUAUACGACAACGACUACGACAAAAUACAAGAAGUAAAGUUGUUAUGGAACAUCAACCAUCACCAGUUUAUGGCAAAGAUCUUCCGAAAAAUUUUCUUGAUCGUUAUCACAUGUACUUACAACGAAGUAUAACACAUCGUCAACAAUUAAUUGCUAAAGUUGAACAAGAAACUGCAUUAGCAAAUGAACGUCAAAUGGAAAUUCAACAUCGUUUACAUAAAUCGAAAGAAAAUAAUGAAUGUGAUGAUGAUUUAUGUUUACCUGCUGUUUUUAUGCCUUUUCGUUCGGGUAAUGUUUUUAACCCAAGAGCUUAUCAAUUUUUUCAUUCUAUUGGUUCAACUAAUCCUCGAUUAACUCAACCACCAUCGAUUUUAAAACUUCCAUCAGUUCCAUCAAGAUCUGCUUCUGUAUUAAAUCUAUUUGAAUUAAGUCAACGUUAUGAUAAUUCGAAUGAAAAAGAUCAUCUUAUUGAAAAAAAAAACUGA